Molecule: messenger RNA, 2396 nt
Organism: Vombatus ursinus (common wombat)
Lineage: Eukaryota; Metazoa; Chordata; Mammalia; Diprotodontia; Vombatidae
Product: zinc finger protein 286A-like
Biological process (GO): regulation of transcription by RNA polymerase II
Molecular function (GO): DNA-binding transcription factor activity, RNA polymerase II-specific; RNA polymerase II cis-regulatory region sequence-specific DNA binding
Source: RefSeq, a predicted model, not a curated record
GCGUUCGGAGGCUCGCUGUGCGCAGGCGCGAACCCCUCUCAGGCCUGGAAGGCCGUGGUCUUUGUCCACUCUGGAGGCGGCGCGGGAGGACUCUAAAGGCCUAAGUCUGGAUCUAAGGCCACUAGGUAACCCCUCCUUGACCCAGCUCUAUCUCUUCCUCCCACCCCCCACGCCCGUCAGCAGCCCGACUAUACUGCCGCCAAGUCUGGACUUCAGGGCCAUCCUUCUCUUAGAGAAUGAAUGUUGACAGCUAAAGAGACGUCACUGCUGAACUCCCAACCCCAAAGAAACAUUACUGCGACAGGGUGGAGGCCACCAGCCUACCGAGUGGGGUCUAUUCCAGCAGGAAAGAAGAUUCUAGAUGCUCCUCAGAGCCCCUGAGCAGGGGCAAGAGAUUCAUAGAAGAGAACAGAUCCUGGAAUUUCGGGAGCAACUACUGACUGUUCUGCCCAGAGAGAUAAAGACUUUGAAGUCCAUCAGCAGACCCCAAAGAGGUGGUUAACUAUGGAGAAGUCAACUCAAGUGAUUGAGGAGGAAGCUCAGUCUUCUCAGGACUCUUUCCUUCCCCAAGAAAGGAAGACCCAGGAGGUAGGAACAGCUGCUCUUCGACUGACAGCCAGGUCCCAUGAAUCAGUGACAUUCAAAGAUGUGGCCAUGGACUUCACCCCAGAGGAAUGGGGGCAGCUGGACCCUGCUCAGAGGGAUGUCAUGCUGGAGAACUAUAGGAACCUGGUCUCUUUGUGGCUUCCAGUUUCCAAACCUGAUGGGAGCUCUAAUUUUGAUCAAGGAGAAAAUCAAUGGAUGAUGGAGAGAAGAGUCCCAAGAGGCACCCGUCCAGAUCAGUUGAGGAAAGUGGAAGCUCAUUGUCUGAACUGCAGGGACAAACUGAAACUGAACUACUUCUCGAUCCAGAUGCUGCAGGAAGUCUUGCCUGUGAAGAUGCAGCUGACAAGAGUCCUAAUUCAAACCCUGAUCAGUGAUUUAUGGACCCAAGAGGAAGAGAUUUUUCCUACCACUGAAGCUAGAGACUGGGAUACUAGGUCUGAGAGCAGAGAGUCAACCUCAGUACAGGAAAUUUCUGAAGAGGAAUCAUCACAAGGGAUGAUGGUAGGAAGAGUUACAGAGGAUGAUGUGUGCAACUUGGAAGAAUGUGAGGACUGGUUAGAGAGACAACAGGAAAAUGAGAGACGUUUGAGGCAAGUGAAAGUUGCCCACAGGAAAAACCUUACUAAGGAGAGAGACUUUGAAUGUAAUACAUACUGGAAAAGUUUUAAUCAGAGGUCAGUUAUUGUUAAUCAAGAGAAAAUUCCUACAGGAGAGAAAUUGGGUAACUUUGAAAGAAAGACUUUCAAACAAAACUCAAACCUAAUGAAAAAUAAGAGAAUCUACAAGGAGAAAAAACCUUGUAAGUGUAAUGAAUGUGGAGAAUCCUUCAGUUACCAUUCAGUGCUUAUUCGACAUCAAAGAAUUCAUACUGGAGAGAAACCAUAUACAUGCAAUAAUUGUGGGAAAGCCUUCAGCCACAAAGCUAACCUCAAAAAACAUUUGAAAACUCACACUAGGGCGAGACUGUAUACAUGCAACGCAUGUGGGAAAACCUUUACUGAGAGCUCAGUUUUUUCUGAACAUCAGAAAACACAUAUUGGAGAGAGACCUUACGAAUGUAAUGAAUGUGGGAAGGCUUUCAGUCGGACUUCACACCUUAUUCAGCAUAAGAUGAUUCAUACCGGAGAGAAGCCCUAUCAAUGUAAUGAAUGUGACAAAGCCUUUAUUCACUCCUCGGCUCUCAUUAAACAUCAGAGAACUCAUACUGGAGAGAAACCCUAUACAUGUAAUGAAUGUGGGAAAGCAUUCAGUCACUGCUCAUCCCUUACUAAACAUCAGAGAGUUCAUACUGGGGAGAAACCCUAUGAAUGUAAUGAAUGUGGGAAAACCUUUAGUCAGAGUACACACCUUGUUCAACAUCAGAGAAUUCAUACUGGAGAGAAACCCUAUGAAUGCAAUGAAUGUGGGAAAACCUUCAGCAGAAGUUCAAACUUUGCCAAACAUCAGAGAAUUCAUAGUGGAAAGAAACCCUAUGAAUGUAAUGAAUGUGGCAAAGCCUUCAUUCAUUCAUCAGCCCUUAUUCAGCAUCAGAAAACGCACACUGGAGAGAAACCAUAUAGAUGUAAUGAGUGUGUGAAAACUUUCAAGUGUAGUUCUUCUCUCCUUAGGCAUCAGAGACUCCAUACAGGGGAGUAGGCCUCAGAAGGUUAUAAAUGUAGGGAAACCUUAGAAUCCUCAGUAGAACUUAAGCUCCUUGGGAGCAGGGACUGUUAGUUUUUGGUCUUUAUACCUGCCAUCUAACACAGUGCCUGGAACAUAGCAGGUGCUUAAUAAAUGCUUGUGGGUUUGAA